AUGAUGUGCACGAAGAGACAUACUGAGGCACGAUUUUUGGUUUUCGUUGUACUUAUUGCAAUUAUUGCAUUUGCCUUACAAACAACUUGUGUUAAUGCAACGAUAUAUCAGUAUCCAUCUCGAUUCACGUUAUCCGAGUUUCCUGUCAAUCGAAUAUCUCUGCGAGUUCAAUCCUGUUCCAAAUGGAACCGUACCGGUGAGACAAUUGUUGGAAAUGAACUGAAUACAUAUCUCAACGACUUGGAAAGUAUCUCUAUGAUCGGUAUUGAUCGGCUGUACGUUGUUGAUCGAUAUGAUGGUAGAACACGAUUACAAAUAUUUCCACACGGUUCUUUUGUUGGUCAUACAGUUUGGGACGGACUUGAUACUAUUGUCUUUAUUGAUGAGAAUGGAACAUUUUACACAAGUUCUUCUGACGGAAAUAUCAAACGAUGGAAAGAAAAUGCAACACAAGGAGAAGAAACUAAUUGCAAAUGCGAUCACUAUUCUCGUAUAUGGUUUGAUCAAGAAAACCAAGACUUUUACAUCGUUGAACGCUAUCGUUCUCGAAUCAUCAAAUGUAAUGUUGAUACAAAUGUCACGGUCACGGUAGCUGGAAUAACAGAUGUAGAUGGACUAUCUAAUCAAACAUUAUCUUAUCCGUAUGCAUUGUAUGUCAAUAGUUUAAAAGAUCUCUAUAUUGCUGAUGUGAAUAACCAUCGAAUACAGAAAUAUUCAGGAAAUGCAACGACUGGUAUUACUGUUGCUGGACAGACAAAUUAUUCACUUCACCGACCGUACGAUGUUAAAGUCGACGAUAACGGUUUUAUCUAUAUCGCCGAUACGAUCAACCAUAGAGUUCUUCGAUGGAAAGAAGGAGAAUCUGAAGGAGAAGUUCUGUGUGGCAUUUCAAGUGAAUCCGGCAAUUCGGCAUUGCACCUGGACCGACCUAAAUCGUUCACAUUUGACUUCGAAGGAAAUCUCUAUGUCGCAGACAUCGGCAACAAACGAAUACAAAAAUUUUCUAUCGAUAACAGCCGCUGUCUUCAACCUGUAAAAUCUGAAUUUCCAAACGAUCAGUGGGCAACUUUUCAUCAACGGUUGCAUGCAUCUAAAGUCAAACUGAAGAACAACGAGUACCUUGGCAUGGGUUAUAAUCCACUGAAAAAUUCUCCUAUAUGUUAUUCAGAACAGUGUAACAGGAAAUAUUUUGGUCUGCCUGUUUUCAAACUCAAAUAUUCCGAUUCACCCAAGAAGACUUGUGUAAACAAACCAAUACCUGAAAAGAUAAAAGUCGAAUGCAUACAUUCGCAAAAAUCGAAUAUCGAAACACAAACUAUUAGCACACUGCGGGAUCUACAAGAAAAUACAAGAAAGUCAGUGGAAUUUAUCAGUAGUUCGACAUUCAGUGCAAAACAUAUCGAUAAUUCUUUUUCUUAUGCAUAUUCGCGAGAAAUACAUUCUCUGAUUGAUACACUUAUCAAAGAUAAUUCCAUCAUACUCUACACUUCGCUCAAUCAAUCAUCGGUUCGUCUUUCGAUGAAUGAGUCAAUAUUUGAUUUAUCGGACGAUUUUCGUUUCGUAAUUGCGAACAUGCCAUGCUGUGAAUUCAAUGAAACAAUUGAAAAUUACAUUCGUGAAUUUAUUCUUGGAUAUUUCGGCUAUACGUAUAUUAGAAAUGUUCAUCUCGGUGGAAUUAUACAGCAAACGAUUAUCAUCACGGAGAACAAUCGUAAGAUAUUGGAGCAGCAUGGAUUCAAUACGUCCAAUGAAACUUGGUUAAUAGAUGUUGCGAAAGAGAUCUUUUCACUUCAAUCAAAGGCUCAUCAAACCGAAAUAUCGACUAACAAUUACGUUAGAUACUUUACCAAAGGUAAUAUGAAAAUAUUGGGUGGUAAUACUUCAAAAAAUUCACUCGAAGAAUGGUUCAAGUCAAUACCACAAAGUUCUGUGGUUGUAAAAAUGGACAUUUCUAGUAUUUUCGAUCUACUAACAAAUAAGACUUUUCCCUUCGAUCCUUAUAUUCAUCAGAAAGUUGCAUUGAUCAGAUCCGCUGUAGAUCGAUAUCUAUCGAAUCCUGUAUAUUGUUAUGAUCGGUGCACGGAUGCAGCACACGGAACCUGUGUCGACAGUGGUUUCUUCCAAUUUGGAAUUUGCCAGUGCCAGUUGGGAUGGACAGGUUUUAACUGUGCCACUCCUAUCCAUCGCUUCAUUGAUAUAUUGAACACCAGUAAUCUAUCACCGGUUUGGAAUACGAAAGCAGGCAGAAAGAGUCAUUCAACAACAACUGGCUUUGGAAAAGGACAAAUGCCUUCGAACGAAACAGUUAAUAAUAUUUUCGAUCACAAUAUCUACACAAAAUAUACGAGUUUUGGGCCAAGUUCACCUGAUGCUAUUAGUGUAAGAAGUGGCCUAAAUACUGGCUUUCAUGUCACACUUGAUGCUGGCAUUUGCAUUGUAACUGGAUUUCGAUUUUCGACUGCUAUUGACCAACCAAAGCGAGAUCCGAUAUCGAUUACUCUCGAAGGAAGUAACGUGGAUAGUUCGUCGUUGACACUUGGUAAAAGCUGGACACUGUUGUACAAUGGAUCGAGUGGACUCGAUACAGAUCCAGGCCGAGGUAAAGUCGGUACUCUUCAAAGAUUCAGCAACGAUCGAUUUUACCGACACUAUCGAGUGCUUGUCGUAUCCAAAAGAGGAUUGAACAAUGGUGUACACUAUUCAGAAUUUCAAUUCUAUGGUCAUUCAUGUUUACCAGAAACUCAUAUACGAACAAGAAACAUGAGAAUGACGGUCAUGCAUGUGACCAGUGCAUAUAUGAAGGUUACUAACGACCAACCGUUUCCGCUGAUUCUAAUCACAUCGUCGAAUAUGAAUAUGAAAGAUACAUUUCCUAGUCAAACUAUUGGAGCGGGCAGAUCGAGUCCCUUGUCAUUCAUUAGUACAGGAAGAGAAAUGACUCAGUCAUACUUUGAUAUCGCAUACGGUUCCAGCACAAUCAAAAUCAACAUCGGACAAGUUAACUAUGUUACCAAUGCAAGUUUCUUUGGGCCAGCAGGUCACACAGGAGGAUUGCUUGCUCCUACUAAGCCAUUCAGUCAGGAUACCGAUUACACAUUCUACUUCUUUGGUGGACCUGGUGUCUUACCACCGUUAAUCAAUAGUUUUAUUGCAGCUAAUCUACCAGCUUUGGUUGCAUACGUGUCUGCAAAUCCAGUUCAGUUCAACUUAAAUAAUGACAUUCAACUAGUUAUCAAUCAACUUGAUCUCACUCCGCAAUCAGUUCAUUGCAACUACGCCUCAUUGUCACCAACUGAACACUACAGUAUACGCAAUCAGCAAUGGCGUGCCACUACGAUCUUGAGCUUGAGUGGCAAGAUAUCUGGAUCCAUCCUGUACCAUAGUAUGAAGAUAAAUUUUAACUUCACUAUUAGCAAUGGUUCGGUGUUGAUACAAGCGAUAGUCAAUACGAAUGAUUUACAAACCUUUUCGUGCGCAGUAACCAAUCUGGCAUUCUCUGUUCAGAGUUUCAGUAUCAACAAGGAUCUACUAAGUCUCCUUCAAACAUUCUUCUCUGCAUGGUACCAAUUGAUUGAUACACCGUAUCACUUAGCAAGCACCCUUAAUAUCAAAUAUAAUCAGAUCAUCAUCGACAGACUCAAUGCAGCAAUUAACAAACUUUUAAAUAAAACUGUGACGAUCGAUGACGCAGCCAGAAAGAAACCUAUAUCUAUUAGACCUUCACUAGAUAGCACUGAUAAAAUCGAAGAAAGAAAAAUCGAUUACAGUCGUUGGAUGUCCAAUCCGCGAAUACAGUCGAAAACGUUAUCACAACUGAAAAUUCCGGGCACUCACAAUUCCGGAUCUUAUGGAUUAACGCGAAAACUCUCGCAGAUCAUUUACAAAAACAUCGAAUUUCUCUGGAAUUUAAGUGCCGAUCCUGCACCUACAAACGGCCAUUUACCAUUCAAUAAAGACAAGAUCUAUGUGGGACAUGCAUUAUUAAAUUACAUUGUUGAUACCACACUUCGAACAGCUAUUUCGCAGAAUCGAACCAUUCGACAGCAACUGGACGACGGUGUGCGAUUCUUUGAUUUGCGAAUCUACUAUGAUACAGACGGAUCGUUCUAUAUCCAGCAUGCAUUGCGCGGUCCUGAGCUGAAUGAUAUUCUUGUUCAAGUAAGAAGUUUUCUCGAUGCACAUUCAACAUCCGGCGAGCUAAUAUUUCUCUCCAUUUCACAUACUAAUUUUGGUACUGAUCCCGAAAAGCUGCCAUCUCGAGUGGCAUCAAUCAUCCAGAACCAUCUCAAGCCUUACCUUUACAUGCCUGCAAAUUCGGCUGGAACUAAGAAUUUUGAUUUUCAAAGCUUGCGUAAUAUGACUCUUACUUCUAUUACUACUGAUUCGUAUCGUACAUCACCCAAAGUUAUGAUUUUGAAUACUGACAAGUCGGAUAAGUAUUACUACAAGGAUACGGUUAUCAACACUGAAGGAUUCGCAGAUUCGGGAAGAUGGACAAUUAACUCGAAUGGCGUCAAUAGUCAUAUGGACUUGAUUGAACUCGAACGCCAAGGAUUGAAGAAGAACACAAAAUCUAUGUAUCAUAUUAGUUGGAUACAGACUCCACAGGCGGCAGAUAUUAUUCAGAAUGUGAUCAAUCAUUUGACUGGAAACACAUCAAAAAUGUUACUUAAACAACUGGCCUUAGAAACUAAUUCUGCAUUGCCGAACUUUCUCAAAAAUCAUACUAUGGCCACAUUCAAUUUAGUUACGAUAGACUGGUAUGAUAUUAGUUCAACAACUAAUCCCGUUGACAUUAUCAUUGAACUGAACUAA
Molecule: messenger RNA, 4815 nt
Organism: Adineta ricciae
Lineage: Eukaryota; Metazoa; Rotifera; Eurotatoria; Adinetida; Adinetidae
Source: the annotation of a GenBank genome assembly